This is a messenger RNA of Prunus armeniaca (apricot), 1254 nucleotides long. Lineage: Eukaryota; Viridiplantae; Streptophyta; Magnoliopsida; Rosales; Rosaceae. The record is from the annotation of a GenBank genome assembly.
AUGGAUCUUAAUCCAUUCCCUCCACCUGCAAGAGGCAGAAGAGGCGGAAUGGGUAAUAACCUUUUUGCCAACAAUGACAGGAACAGGUUGGGGGUAAACUGGAGGAAUAAUCCAGAUCUAGAAGAACAGGAAGAACACAGGGAGGAAGUUCUGCCCAGGCCAUACAGAGCAUACAGAGCGGAGCCCAGGAUUGAUCAUGCCCAGCCAGAACAGGGGCGAAAUCACCACCCUGUCAAUGCUCUGAAUGACGUGAGGGCAUUACAAAGGAUGAUCAGAGAGAUGAUGGAGCCUGAAGCCAGAAGAGGAGAAAGGCCCACCUAUAGGAAGCCAUAUCCGGCUUAUGUCGAUCAAAUACCUCUAUCCUCGGGUUUUAAGGUGCCAAACUUCACCUUAUUCAACGGAGAGAAUCCCCAUGCUUCAUCAGUUGAGCACAUAGGCAGGUUCUCUAUCCAGUGCAUAGCCAUAGAGAACAAUCCUCUUUUGAAAUUGAGGCUUUUUGGGAAUUCUCUCUCUAGACAAGCUUUUACUUGGUACACCAACCUGCCAGCUAAUUCUAUUCAAACCUGGGAGCAGAUGGAAAGUCCAGAAGUCACCAUCAGUGACCUUGCUGCCCUCAAGCAGAGUGAAGAUGAACCUGCUCAAGACUUUAUAACUAGGUUCAGGAAGCUCAAAAUGAAGUGCCGAAUCCCUAUGGAAGAAAGACACUUCAUCCAAAUGGCUCAGGCUGCCCUCAAGAUCUCUUUGAGAAAAAGAUUUGAUGGGAUGCUGUUUGGAGACCUGGCAGAACUGACAGAUAAAGCAUCCAAGUAUGAGGAACUGCUUAAGGAAGAACAGCAGAAGAGGAACUCAUCCAAAGGCACGUAUUACAAGUCACCUUCCUCUUCAAUACAUCUGGUUCAGGUAGAAUCAGAAGAGGAAGCAGAAUGCUCAGAGGAUGGAGAAGUUGUAGUAACAGAAAUGGCAAAAUUGAAACAUCUCAUCAGCUGCAAGGUCCUUACUAAGCCACCAAAGGAUCAGAAGCCACCACCUUUCACAGGAGGGUUUGUUCCGAGCAAACCAACACAGAACAAGGUUUAUUCCUUUGAUCUAACCAAGGUGGAUGCUUUAUUUGAUGAAAUGUUGCUGCAAAAGGCAAUAGAGACACCCCACAGGAUGCCCAAGCCAGAAGAGCUUAAGGGCAGGCAGUAUUGCAGGUGGCACAACUCUUGGAACCAUUCUACCAAUAGUUGUGUAGUUUUCAGAGAUGUUAUAUAG